CUCUGGUCCUAUUCUGUUCAGUUACCUGCGGUGUCUUGGGCACGAAACCAGCCUGGCGCAGUGUCAACACCCGGGGCUCUACAGUCACAACUGUUACCACUGGGAGGAUGUCGGCGUCAUGUGCAACACUAAAAAGCAGACCAGUAAUAAUUAAAUAUUUACAGCUACUCAAGGAUUUAAUUUAUCUUAUUUAAAAGUUUCAGUAUGGCGUAGCUAAAGAUUGCUCUAUUAGGUUUUAAUAACUGUUCUUUGAUAACCAAAGCUACAAAUCAAGUACGUUCCACCGUGUUUCAAAUAAGAUAUUAUAUUUAUUCUGUUUAUGAUUAUGAUUGUGCUUAUGAUUGUGAUGGUGAUUGUGAUUGUGAUUAUUCUUAUGAUUAUCAUUAUGAUUAUUGUCCAACAACUUACAAAUAUUAUAAUAUAAAAUAAUUGAUGUAUUUUUAUAUAAUUAAAACAGUGUGAUUACAUUGGUGCCAUUAACAAAUAUUUCCUUUUUUAAAGUAUUAAUCGUUUGGACAUGCCAUGAUAUUACUUCUUUACCUUUGUUGGUGGUAGUAUUGCUGGUAUCUUAACUUCUUCGUGAUUGAAAAAUUCUUUUCCCUCUGUAAGAGCCAACAACAGUCGAUCAUCGUAUUUGGAUUGAUCUUCCCUUUGUUAUGACAUUCAAUGACUAUUGCCUUGAUGAAAGCGUUUGCUUUGUUCAUUACUGAUAUCACUUAUGUCAGAGGGCGAAACCUCCAAAUGUCAAUGAAGAAAAUGCCUUUUCAGUCACUUUCGAACACCUACUUUUUUGUAGUCACCAUCUUUACUAUGAAAUCUUUAAUAUUAUCAGAUUUAUUUUAAGAAACUCACCGACAAAGUCUUUAAAAAAGCCAUGCUUCUAGCUAUUAUUAGCUUUAUUUUCAAUAAGGGAUCCCUUAGGAAAUCUUUGAUUGUGGAUCUUAGAAAAAUGCUUAUUAAAAUAUAACUUUGGUUAGUUUAGAAACUUCUGAGUUAAGUGCUUUAAACCUUUUUGAAAGUGUUUACAAAGUUCUUUAUCAGAUACAUGUAAUGCAAAGAGGUGAUAAGUAUAGAUUGUUUGGGUUUACAAGGGAAAUUUCUUUGACAGUGAUAUUUCUUGACACAUUUUCAUCUCUUGCUUGGUACUGAAGUCCUAAAUAAUGACUUCUAGUGACACACGUAUGCUAUAAACAGAAGUAGCAUAGAUUAUUGUGAACUCACUCUCAUAUUGAAAAACUAAAAUCUUUCAGAUUAUCACAGAUACUUUCACCAUAUUUGUCUUGCUUUAUGGCACUUGAAAUGUUCAUCUCGAUGCUUUACAUCCUGGUCGCUGUGUGUAAAGUUGCGGCGCUGCGGUCGACGUCCAGUGUCUUGUCAGUCACAGACACACCAUCAUUGUAAGUCUUCAUCACCAGAGUCAACGAGCAUCAUGAGGUACAGGGUGGUCACUACUUACCUCAUGUACCUGCUGUUGGUGCCAAGCCUGGCUCAACAGUUAAGAGCUCGUGUGGUCGGUGGCACAGCAGAGGCGGGACGUCUGGAAAUCUUUUACGAUGGAACUUGGAACACAGUGUGUGGUGACGGUUUUGGACAGAAAGAAGCUUUGGUAGCCUGCAGAAUGUUAGGAUUCAACAGCACAACAGCAGUAGCCGUGGGGUCAAACAAGUACGGAGAAGGCUCUGGUCCUAUUCUGUUCAAUAACCUGCAGUGUGUGGGGAACGAAACCAGCCUGGCGCAGUGUCAACACUCGGGGCUGUACAGACACAGCUGUUACCACUGGCAGGAUGUCGGCGUCAUGUGCAACACUAGUAAUCAGACAAGUCAAGAGUUAACAGUUCGUGUGGUCGGUGGCACAGCGGAGGCGGGACGUCUGGAAAUCUUUUACGAUGAAACUUGGAACACAGUGUGUGAUUACGGUUUUGGACAGGAAGAAGCUUUGGUAGCCUGCAGGAUGUUAGGAUUCAACAGCACAACAGCAGUAGCCGUGGGGUCAGCCAAGUACGGAGCAGGCUCUGGUCCUAUUCUGUUCAGUGACCUGCAGUGUGUGGGGAACGAAACCAGCCUGGCGCAGUGUCAACACUCGGGGCUGUACUUAGACUACUGUGAACACUGGGAGGAUGUCGGCGUCAUGUGCAACUUUACUCAGCAACUGAAAGCCCGUGUAGUUGGUGGUACAGAAAGUGCAGGGAGUCUUGAAAUUUUGUUCGAUGGAACUUGGGGCACAGUGUGUGACAACGGAUUUAGAAUGAUCGAAGCUCGGGUGGCCUGCAGGAUGCUCGGAUUCAACGACACCAAAUUGACAGCUGUGCCCUCAAUCAAGUACAGGGGAGGUUCAGGCCCAAUUCUGCUUGAUGGUGUGAGUUGUCGUGGAACAGAAACUAGUCUGGCACAGUGUGAUCACAAAGUGUUCUAUCACCAUGACUGUGAUCACUCCGAAGAUGUCGGCAUCAUCUGCAACAUUAAGGUGUGGGAGACGGCCCAGCAGUUGUCAGCUCGUGUAGUUGGUGGUACACCACAGGCAGGACGUCUAGAAAUACUUUACAACGGAGCCUGGGGCACAGUGUGUCGAGACAUAUUCGGACAAGAAGAGGCUUUGGUGGCCUGCAGGAUGCUGGGAUUCAACAGCACUGCGGCUGCAGUAGAUAUUUCAGGCAAGUAUGGCAGGGGUUCAGGUAAAAUUUUGUUUGAUGAGCUGGUUUGUGCGGGAUCGGAAACCAGUCUGUCGCAGUGUCAGCACAGAGGGUUUUACACUCACGACUGUGAUCACUCCGAGGAUGUUGGUGUCGUCUGUGACCUGGACCGUUGGAACAGCACUCAGCAAAUGAAAGCUCGUGUAGUUGGAGGCACAGAAGGUAAUGGACGUCUGGAGAUAUUGUAUAAUGGAACUUGGAGCACAGUGUGUAACAACGGAUUUCACAAUACAGAAGCGCAGGUGGCCUGCAGGAUGUUAGGGUUCAACAGCACUGCAACACCAGUUCUGAGUUCUGCCAUGUACGGGGAAGGUCGUGGGACAAUUCUGCUUGAUAACCUGGAGUGUCAGGGAACAGAAAAGAGUCUGGAACAGUGCAGACACCGGGGCUACUACAACCACGACUGCAACCACACAGAAGAUGUCGGUGUCAUCUGUAACAUGAGCUCUACACAGAUGGAAGCUCAUCUGGUUAACGGAACAUCAACGUCUGGACGUCUGGAGUUGUUAAUUAAUGGACAACAGGGUACAGUGUGUAACCAAGUAUUUGGAAGGAAGGAGGCGCAGGUGGCUUGCAGGAUGCUGGGAUUUGAAGGAGUCGAAGCAGCAGUUGUGAGUCCAGCCAGGUAUGGGAAAGGCUCAGGUCAUGUUAUCCUUGGAUACCUAGAGUGUCGUGGAUGGGAAACUAGUCUGACACAGUGCUCAAUAAAUUCUUUCUACUCCAACGUUUGCGAUCACUGGGACGAUGUCGGUGUCGUCUGUACCACUAAGAGCUUCAUAAAAGGAAAGCCAUCAGUGACAUUUCAGUGGCGCUUGAUUGUAGCUGAGGAAAAAAAAUUAUUGGUGCAGGGAAGACAAUUGGUGUAUGUCAGAGGCAAUUAAGAGAGUGUAACUGAUAAAACACAAACAUGUAACAGUGCUGUUGUCAGGUAACCGGAGUAGUAUUUGUAAAAACAAGUAAACUUUUUACUAAAUCUAGGCGUUUUAAUUAUUUUGUAGGUUUUUUUUUAGCUCAAAACCAUGUCCUUUUUUUUAAAAAUUAAACAUAAGGAAAGAAAUUCUCAAUGUAAAUAACGUUAUUGAUUAAGUAGAGUGCAAUGUAUACUGCUGUCCAGUCUAUGACAUAAUAAUACAUAUUCAUCCUGAGCAAAAAAAAAUAUAUUAAUCAAAUAAAAUGGUCCUAAAUUACAACAGCGUUUUGAUAUGCAUCCACUACUUUUUUCAAUCUUAUAUUUUUCCACUUUUCUUGUCACGAGGCUAGCAUAAAAAGCUAUGUAUUUUUUUUUUAUUUUGUCUCGUGUGUCGUCAACUCUAAAGUAUUUGCAAUAUUCAAUGUUCUUGUCAGACUCUUUUCUCGCCAGUUUUCUUUUGGUCAGCAGGAGAUGAAAGACGUGCUUUGGACUUAACAGUGUGACAGGACUAAACAUCAACUUGUCUGCUGCCUUCAUUUCCCUUAAAACAGAGAAACCGAAAUAAAUUGGACUUUUAGAAAUAAGUGUUUUAGUAAACAUCAAA
Messenger RNA from Pomacea canaliculata, 4204 nucleotides. RefSeq names its product deleted in malignant brain tumors 1 protein-like. Gene Ontology annotation, cellular component: membrane. Bases 1430 to 3571 code for a protein of 713 amino acids. The transcript has 14 exons. Lineage: Eukaryota; Metazoa; Mollusca; Gastropoda; Architaenioglossa; Ampullariidae. The record is from RefSeq and is a predicted model, not a curated record.